UUCCUCCAUCUCGCUAUCAUACUCCCUCCCACCCACCCACCAUGCCUCAGUCCAAGGGAAAGGACACCUCCCUGGAGGACUUCGGCACGAUCAAUAUCACCACGGCCACGAUCCGUCGGAUGGAGGACUCGGCUCCCGCGAUCGCGGGUGUCCUUGGCUAUCCUACCACGGCCAACAUCUACCGCCUGAUCUCCGUAGAGUGCCCCGACACCCGCGACAUCAUCAUCAGGUUCUAUCGUGACCGCGACGACAAGUUU
This is a messenger RNA of Penicillium egyptiacum, 257 nucleotides long. NCBI's taxonomy places the organism in Eukaryota, Fungi, Ascomycota, Eurotiomycetes, Eurotiales, Aspergillaceae. The record is from the annotation of a GenBank genome assembly.